AUGCAUAUUCACAUAAUGUAUUUGCUCUUUGUGAUCCUUAUUCCAAAAAUGCUUAGCCUACAAAUGAUAGUUACCUAUGGCAAACCUACAAAUUUCACAGAUGCCACCUCAUUUUCUGAAAGUUCCUGGGAAAGUUGUGUUGAGGAAUGUUAUUUGCAGAAUACUUGUGUGCUCGCCUACUCCCCAACUUCGCCCCUCAACUGCCAGUUAUACCCCGUCAAUCGGAUAUUUUCAGUGCAAAAGUUGUACUCCACAGAUCUGGUAGCUUUCAAGGUCACGAACUCAACUGCUACAUGUCCCACUGGGGAUAACCCGCCGACUUUCGGGAACUUGACUAAUUAUGGCUCCAUAUCCACUGAUCUGGUAGAUUAUACGUACUCUGUGAGUUAUGGAAGUGAUGAUACUUGGAGUUUAAGCUAUAACCUGACCGGGAGAGUCUGUGCAGAUGGAUGGUCGAUGUUUGUUCGGCCAACUACGAAUUGGUGUCUCCAGGUGUUCGGCAGUCCCAGCGUAAGCUACACUCAAGCGGACGCAAUUCAUAACUGUACCAACAUUGGGACGGUUCUAAGUGGUCUGGAAACAUUGGACGAGCGGGAUUUUGUGGCCGCCGGAGCAUUGACCCUGCUGGGUGCCGGGUACCCCGAGUUUGCAGCCGUCUGGGUAUCUGGGAUGAGGAAGCCCGAGUGUUAUUCGGAUGGAUGGGAGAAUUUGGCGGAGUGUGCGGGGACUAAUAUGGAGCAAUUCACAUAUACCGACACUUACAUGGCGAACUAUGCCGGCUACACAUGGGAUCCCAACACUCCUGACCGAAAUUCGACAGGCGUAUGGCAAAACUGCAUUCAAAUGUGGAUUCGUAUAGAGUCUGUGAGCCCGGAUUUUCCAUAUGACACUAACCCAAAUGGCAACUCUGAUGAUGCCACAUGUAACGUGGCAGAUUCUGACGAUUUCAGCCUACGUGGAUUUGCGUGUGGAAAACUGCCAGAGAUACCGGCCGACGCCUGA
Caenorhabditis elegans is the source of this 1002-nucleotide messenger RNA. RefSeq names its product PAN-3 domain-containing protein (gene clec-262). Bases 1 to 1002 code for a protein of 333 amino acids. The transcript has 8 exons. Lineage: Eukaryota; Metazoa; Nematoda; Chromadorea; Rhabditida; Rhabditidae. The record is from RefSeq and is marked reviewed.